Messenger RNA from Mesitornis unicolor (brown roatelo), 1971 nucleotides. RefSeq names its product chondroitin polymerizing factor (gene CHPF). Gene Ontology annotation, cellular component: Golgi cisterna membrane. NCBI's taxonomy places the organism in Eukaryota, Metazoa, Chordata, Aves, Mesitornithiformes, Mesitornithidae. The record is from RefSeq and is a predicted model, not a curated record. Gene Ontology annotation, molecular function: glucuronosyl-N-acetylgalactosaminyl-proteoglycan 4-beta-N-acetylgalactosaminyltransferase activity.
CGAUACAUCAGCACGGAGCUGGGGAUGCGGCAGCGGCUCUUUGUGGGUGUGCUGACCUCCAAGAGCACGCUGAACACACUGGGGGUGGCUGUCAACCGCACUCUGGCCCAUCGCCUGGAGCGCCUGGUGUACUUCACGGGCACGCGGGGCCGCAAGGUGCCCCACGGCAUGACGGUGGUGACGCACAGCGAUGAGCGGCCCAUCUGGAACAUGUACCAGACCAUCAGGUACCUCCUGGACCACUACGUGAACGACUUCGACUGGUUCUUCCUGGUGCAGGACGAUACCUACACGGAGGCACACCGCAUCAACCGCCUGGUCGCUCACCUAAGCAUCGACACCCACCUCUACCUGGGCCGUCCCGAGGAGUUCAUCGGCGGGGACACUGAGGGACGCUACUGCUAUGGGGGGUUUGGCUACCUGCUGUCCCGCAGCCUCCUCCUGCUCCUGCAGCAGCACCUGGAAGGCUGCCGCAACGACAUCCUCAGCGCCCGGCCCGACGAGUGGCUGGGGCCGCCAGCCGUCAACUGUGCUGAGGAGCACGAGGGCCUGCGUUACCAGUAUUUUGAACUGGGGAAGAAUGUGGACCCCGAGCGGGAGAGCGACCUCCGUUUCCAGAGUGCCUUCACUGUCCACCCCGUGCUGGAUCCUCUUCAGAUGUACCGAUUGCACAAGUACUUUGCGCAAGUGGAGCUUGAGAGGACGUAUCAGGAGAUCCAGCAGCUCCAGCUGGAGAUCCAGAACACCAGCAGCCUGUCUGCUGAUGGGGACCACGGUGCCACGUGGCCCAUUGGCAUCCCACCCCCCUUCCAGCCCAAAACCCGCUUUGAGGUGCUGCGCUGGGACUACUUCACGGAGGAGCAGGUCUAUGCCUGUGUGGAUGGCUCCCCAAAGUGCGAGCUCCGUGGUGCAGAUCUGGCGGACGUGGCCGAUGUGGUGGCAACAGCCAUGGAGGAGCUGAAACGCAAGNNCCAUGUCCACAAGCAGCAGCUGGUGAACGGGUACCGGCGCUUCGACCCCACACGUGGCAUGGAGUACACGCUGGACCUGCAGGUGGAGGUGGUCACCCAGAAGGGGCACAGCCGCUCCAUCACCAAGCGUGUGCACCUGGUGCGGCCCCUCAGCGAGGUGGAGAUCAUCCCCAUGCCCUACGUGACGGAGGCCAGCCGCAUCAAUGUCAUCCUGCCGCUGACGGCCCAUGACCGGGACCACGCUGCACGCUUUUUGGAGGCUUAUGCAGCGGCCGCCUUUGAGAGCAGUGAGAACGCAGUGCUCACCUUCCUCUUCAUUUAUGACCCCUUCGAGGCCCAGCAGGUCACCCAGAAUGACAUCUUCGCCCCCGUGAAGGCCCAGAUCACCGAGUACGAGCGCAAGUACACAGAGGUGAAGAUCCCGUGGAUCAGCGUUAAGACGGACGCACCCUCCCAAAUCAAGGUCAUGGACAUCAUCUCCAAGAAGCAUCCUGUGGACACGCUUUUCUUUGUGGCUGGGGGGGGGGCCGUCGACUUCCUGACCCGCUGCCGGAUGAACACCAUCAACAACUGGCAGGUCUUCUUCCCCAUCCACUUCCAGGGUUACAACCCCGCCCGCGCUUACCACAACCAGGUGCCACCCACCACGCUGGACCUGCUGCGGGAUGCGGGGCGCUUUGACCGCGACGUCUUCCACGAAGCCUGCUUCUACAACGCCGACUACAUGGCAGCACGCACCCGCAUGGCGGGUGACGUGCAGGAGAACGAGGACAUCCUGGAGACCCUGGACAUCUACGACAUGUUCAUCAAAUACUCCAACCUCCACGUCUUCCGGGCUGUGGAGCCUGCCCUGCUGCAGCACUACCGGCACCAGGCCUGCAACCCCCGGCUCAGUGAGGAGAUCUACCACCGCUGCAUGCAGAGCAGCCUGGAGGGCGUGGGCUCUCGCUCCCAGCUGGCUAUGGUGCUUUUUGAGCAGGAGCAGGGGAACAGCACCUGA